AUCAUCAGCAACAAGAAGGAAAAACUAAUAGCCUACCAACAUCCACUCUCCUUCCUCUUCCCCCCACCUUCUUUCUUACCAAAUCUCUUCUAGAAGCCCCCUAUAAUUUUAAUCAAAUCCCUCCCCACCUUUCUCUCUCCUAGUCAAACUCUUAUAUAUCUUAUCCCACCUCCAAGCUCUUCAAUUGGUGUUAAGCAAGUAACUCUUCAGAGAGAGACACAGAAAGAGAAAAGACUUCACAUCAUCAUGGGAAGAUCACCUUGUUGUGAGAAAGCUCACACCAACAAGGGAGCAUGGACUAAGGAAGAAGACGAGCGCCUCAUCGCUUAUAUCAAGGCGAACGGCGAGGGUUGCUGGCGAUCUCUUCCCAAGGCCGCCAGCCUCCUCAGGUGCGGUAAGAGUUGUCGGCUUCGGUGGAUCAACUACCUUCGUCCGGACCUCAAGCGGGGGAACUUCACCGAGGAGGAAGAUGAGCUCAUCAUCAAACUUCACAGCCUCCUUGGCAACAAAUGGUCGUUGAUAGCUGCGAGGCUACCGGGGAGAACAGAUAACGAGAUCAAGAAUUACUGGAAUACGCACAUAAAACGAAAAUUGAUCAGCAGGGGGAUAGAUCCGGCGACGCACCGACCUCUGCAUGAGAUACAGGCGAGCAACACGAUAUCCUUCUUUAAAGGGGAUGAGAAAGCGGUGGACUCGGUUAAGCGAGAGGAAGGUGGAAAUAAGAGCAGCAGCAGCAGUAGCAGCAGCAACAGUAAUGAUAGCGAGAAGAUGAUGGUUAUGUGGAGGCGAUCGGCGGCGGAGGAGGAGGAGGAGGAGAAGAAGAUGAAGUGGCGGUGCCCAGAUUUGAAUCUGGAGCUCAGCAUAAGCCCGCCUUAUGAGAAAAAGGAGGAGAUUUGUGAUUAUGGUGGAGCUUUGAUGGGUCUUUGUUUCAGCUGUAAAUUGGGUGUGAAGAACAGCGGUGAAUGCAAGUGUGGUGGUGUCUUCCUUGGGCUUAGCAGAGGAGUGCUGGAUUAUAGAAGUCUUGAAACCAACUGAGAGGUUAUCUAUUAUAAUUUUGUUUCCUUUUCUUUCUUUUUUUAGAUGUUGAAAUUAGGAAUGAGAGUACUUGAAUUUCUUUCAUCUUUUUUGUAUAAUUAUUGGCAUGUCUACAUAUAUGUUGGAUGCUAUCUAUGUGCCUCCACGAACUGGUUUCUCUUGUUAAUCUUAGGCUCUCU
Messenger RNA from Phalaenopsis equestris, 1214 nucleotides. RefSeq names its product myb-related protein 308-like. The record is from RefSeq and is a predicted model, not a curated record. The transcript has 2 exons. NCBI's taxonomy places the organism in Eukaryota, Viridiplantae, Streptophyta, Magnoliopsida, Asparagales, Orchidaceae. The coding region runs from base 247 to 1035 and encodes 262 amino acids.